AAAACCUCCUCUUUCCUUGUCGGUACUCUCUCUCUCUCUCUCUCUCUCUCUCUCUCCCUCACCGCGUUGAAUCUCCAGCGAGGAUCCGAAUCGCCGAAUGGGAGACGCGAAGAAGCCGAAGUCCGGCGGCGUUUGGCCCACCGUGAAGCCCUUCGUCAAUGGAGGUGCCUCCGGCAUGCUCGCCACCUGCGUCAUCCAGCCCAUCGACAUGAUCAAGGUGAGAAUCCAAUUGGGUCAGGGAUCAGCAGCUCAGGUGACAAAGACCAUGCUAAGGGAAGAGGGCAUUGGCGCUUUUUACAAGGGACUUUCUGCUGGUCUGCUUAGACAGGCCACCUAUACUACUGCACGGCUUGGAUCAUUCAGGAUUUUGACUGCUAGAGCUAUGCAAGCUAACGAUGGGAAGCCUUUACCUCUAUACCAGAAGGCCUUGUGUGGGUUAACUGCCGGUGCUAUUGGAGCUUGUUUUGGUAGUCCGGCAGAUUUAGCUCUUAUUCGUAUGCAAGCUGAUGCCACGUUACCUGCGGCUCAACGGCGGCAUUAUACCAAUGCCUUCCAUGCUCUUUAUCGCAUUGUUGGUGAUGAGGGAGUUUUGGCACUCUGGAAGGGAGCUGGCCCUACUGUGGUGAGAGCAAUGGCUUUGAACAUGGGAAUGCUGGCGUCCUAUGAUCAGAGUGUUGAGCUUUUCAGGGACUCACUUGGUUUUGGUGAAGGUGCUACUAUUAUGGGGGCUAGUACUGUGUCAGGUUUCUUCGCUGCCGCUUGCAGUUUACCUUUUGAUUAUGUCAAAACCCAAAUUCAGAAAAUGCAACCUGAUGCUGAGGGAAAGUAUCCAUACACUGGCUCCUUGGAUUGUGCAAUGAAGACCCUGAAAGCCGGAGGGCCGUUCAAAUUUUACACUGGCUUCCCUGUGUAUUGUGUUAGAAUUGCGCCUCAUGUGAUGAUGACUUGGAUAUUCCUCAACCAAAUCCAGAAGUACCAGAAGUCCCUUGGGUUAUAGAAUUUAAGCUGAUGGGAUUGUUUUCCAAGUUCACUAUCAUUAAUAAGGAUUUAAAAUACAUUUUUGCUGUGUUGAAAUCUUAGACAGGAUUGGCGAUAUCACACCCCCAAAUGCGGAAUUUUUCUUUUCUAUGAUGCAACCGAAGUAGGCUCUCUCUCAAUAUGUCUUGAUUUGUAGCAGUAAUUCUUUUUGGGGGGUUAUCAUAUAGGACACUACAGUCUUCUUAUUCUUGGGUGUUUUAAGGGAAUUACUCGGCUGAAGAGCUUUUAGGGAAAGAUUGCUCCAAGUGAAAUAAGCUUUGUACUGAGAGGAUAACUGAUUUUCUUUUUCAGAACCUACUUACCUUAGUUGCUUUUCUGGAUGGGUUUAUCAUCCACUGAAGUGAUCAAUUGAGGUUGCUUCACUCUUGUUGGA
This is a messenger RNA of Rhodamnia argentea, 1411 nucleotides long. RefSeq names its product mitochondrial dicarboxylate/tricarboxylate transporter DTC. Gene Ontology annotation, biological process: transmembrane transport. Lineage: Eukaryota; Viridiplantae; Streptophyta; Magnoliopsida; Myrtales; Myrtaceae. The transcript is spliced from 7 exons. Gene Ontology annotation, molecular function: oxoglutarate:malate antiporter activity. The record is from RefSeq and is a predicted model, not a curated record. Bases 98 to 997 code for a protein of 299 amino acids.